Molecule: messenger RNA, 3095 nt
Organism: Trifolium pratense (red clover)
Lineage: Eukaryota; Viridiplantae; Streptophyta; Magnoliopsida; Fabales; Fabaceae
Product: pentatricopeptide repeat-containing protein At1g11290, chloroplastic-like
Exons: 2
Coding region: 72-2468 (798 amino acids)
Biological process (GO): RNA modification
Molecular function (GO): RNA binding; protein binding; zinc ion binding
Source: RefSeq, a predicted model, not a curated record
AUGUAACAGGACUUAAUAACGAAUAACGACCCUUAACUCACUCACACUGUCUUUAAGGAAACAGAAAAAGAAUGUUGCAACCCUUUGCUCUAAACCCUUCAACCUUACCCAACACAACAACAACCACUCAUUUCUACAAAACAAACACACACCCUUCACUUACACUCUUAGACCACUGCACUUCCACAAAACACCUUCAUCAAAUCCUUCCCCUCAUCAUUAAAACCGGUCUCUACAAUGACCAUUUGUUUCACAACAAGCUCAUAAACUUGUUCUUCAAAUAUGGCACCAUCAAUGAAGCACUUCAUGUAUUUGAGACUGUUGAACACAAAAAAGAUGCUCUUUACCAUACUAUGCUUAAAGGGUAUGCAAAAAACUCAACUUUAUGUGAUACUUUGUGUUUUUAUCUUAGGAUGCAAAAUGAUGAGGUUAUGCCUGUGGUGUAUGAUUUUGCUUAUUUAUUGCAAUUGUGUGGGAAAAAAUUGGAACUUGAAAAGGGUAGAGAGAUUCAUGGACAAGUGAUAGUUAAUGGGUUUGAGUAUAAUUUGUUUUCGAUGAUUGGUGUUAUGAAUUUUUAUGUGAAAUGUGGGGAGAUCGAUGAUGCGUAUAGAGUGUUUGAGAGAAUGUCGGAGAAGGAUUUGGUAUCUUGGACUAGUUUGGUUGCGGGAUAUGCGCAGAAUGGUUUUCAUGAGAGAGCUUUGGAUUUGUUUUUUCAGAUGCAGGAAGGUGACUUAAAGCCGGAUUCUGUUGCAUUGGCUAGUGUUUUGCCUGCUGUGGCGGAUUUAAAGGAUUUGAGAAUCGGAAGGUCGAUUCAUGGUUAUGCUCUCAGAUUAGGAUUUGAGUCUAAGGUUAGUUUUACAAAUGCGCUUUUGGAUAUGUACUUCAAAUGCGGGUGUGAAAGGACUGCAAGGUUGAUUUUUGAGAGGAUGAACAAUAAGUGUGUUGUUUCGUGGAAUACGAUCAUUGAUGGUUAUGCACAAGUUGGAAAAUCUGAAGAAGCGUGUGCUACUUUUAUGAAGAUGUUGGAUGAAGGAGUUGAACCUACACGAGUUGCGGUGAUGGCUGCUUUGCAUGCUUGUGCUGAUUUAGGUGAUCUUGAGCGAGGAAGAUUUGUUCAUAAAUUAGUGAUUCAGAAGAAACUUGAUUUUGAAGUGCCAGUUAUGAACUCUUUAAUAUCGAUGUAUUCGAAGUGUAAGAGGGUUGAUGUUGCUGCCUCAAUCUUCGAUAAUUUGAAGAAGAAAACAAAUGUCACGUGGAAUGCCAUGAUAUUAGGUUAUGCUCAAAAUGGCUGUGUUAACGAGGCUCUAAGUCUGUUCUAUAUGAUGCAAUCUAAAGACAUUAAAUCUGACUGUUUUACUUUAGUGGCCGUAAUUACUGCUCUAGCAAAUUUAUCGGUUACCCGGAAGGCUAAGUGGGUUCAUGGACUUGCAAUAAGAACUUAUAUGAACAAUAAUGUCUUUGUCUCUACUGCUCUCGUUGACACAUAUGCAAAAUGUGGAGCCAUUCAAACUGCGAGGAAGCUUUUUGACAUGAUGCAAGAGAGACAUGUGAUAACAUGGAACACGAUGAUCGAUGGAUAUGGGACACAUGGCCAUGGAAAAGAAGCUCUUGAUCUCUUUAACGAUAUGCAGAACGAAUCUGUUAUGCCAAAUGAUACCACAUUUCUUUCUGUUAUCUCAGCUUGUAGUCACUCGGGUCUCGUGGAAGAGGGACUCCAUUUCUUCCGAAGCAUGAAGGAAGAUUAUGGCUUGGAGCCUGCAAUGGAUCACUAUAGUGCUUUCGUUGAUCUCCUUGGACGUGCCGGCAAGCUGGAUGAUGCUUGGAAUUUUAUUCAGGAGAUGCCUAUCAAACCAGGGAUUACUGUUUUAGGGGCAAUGUUAGGUGCUUGCAAAAUUCAUAACAACGUCGAAUUGGGUGAAAAAGCUGCAGACAAAUUAUUUGAGUUAGAUCCAGAUGACGGUGGGUAUCAUGUGCUUCUUGCAAACAUGUAUGCCUCUGCUUCAAUGUGGGACAAAGUGGCCAAGGUGAGAAUAGCCAUGGAGAAAAAGGGGCUCCAGAAAACUCCAGGCUGCAGUUUAGUGGAGCUGAGAAAUGAAGUUCAUGCAUUCUACUCAGGAAGUACGAAUCAUCCUCAAUCUAAAAGAAUCUAUGCUUUUCUUGAGGCUCUUGGAGAUAAGAUCAGGGAUGCUGGUUAUGUGCCGGAUACCGAUUCAAUUCAUGACGUGGAAGAAGACGUGAAGGAGCAAUUGCUUAGUAGUCAUAGUGAGAGGCUUGCCAUUGCAUUUGGACUUUUGAAUACAAGCCCUGGUACAACAAUACAUGUAAGGAAGAAUCUAAGAGUUUGUGGUGAUUGCCAUGAUGCCACCAAGUACAUGUCACUUGUGACAGGAAGGGAAAUUAUAGUGCGAGAUUUACGUAGGUUCCAUCAUUUUAAGAAUGGAAUAUGUUCUUGUGGUGAUUAUUGGUGAAUCAAUUAGAACAAGCAUUCAUUAGGGAUAGAGAACUAACAAGGCUGUCUCCUAUCACUGUUCAGACUCUAUAUAUUCUAUGAUCCUACCUAACAACCAAAUUGAUCAAAACUUGCUCAAGGCGCUGUCUAAAAUGGACAUGAUAUACCAGGUGGCUUCUAUGGUGAGGUGGAAUGCAAGACCAAAGUUAUCAGAAUCAAACUGGAGCAUGACUUGUUAACAUUAGCCUAGACUGAUUAUGGGACGAGGUUAGUAAUCAAGAAAUAGUGGAUAUUGCUCGUCAUUUUUGGGUGGGGAGCAACAACUAACCGCGAUAUUUAUAAGCUUCAUUAGUAGAAGAGAAGACGGAGAUGCCUUUAAUUGGUAUGUACUGUCAGUGUAAAAAGUUUUACGCAUGAAUCUAAACACAUAUUACCACAGAUAUUUUAUGAACUAAUAUGAAAAAGUUGUAUAGUAUUGAGAUGUGAUUGGAUGUCCGUGUAAUUGUUUUUGGAAAUAUCUAUACCUAUCUAGGCUCUAAUAAUACUAGUUGUUUUGUUUGUCAAAAAAAAUACUAGUUGUUUUGUUGAAAUAUUUUCUAUAUACCUAGAAAGAAAUCAUGUAGAUAUCGAACUACAACAUAUUUAA